GAGAGGAGUCUGCUUCCCGACUCUCAUCCUCGUGUUUCAGGCGUGGCGUCGCUAAUGCAGGUGAUGUCAGGCGGCGUACCUGUCCAGGCCGGGCACCAGCCUGACCGAGUCGGUAUAUAAGGAGGCAGCAGCGUUUAUUUAGUUCUUUCUUUCCAACAGGACUUCGGGGAGAGGCAGAAAGAGAGAGAGAGAGAGAGAGAGAGAGACUCACACGCGGCGUUGUUGGAAAAAACAGGACCAGGAAAUCACAGGAUCUUGGGCAGGACUGUUGAACAGAAGAUUAAAAGGAGCUCACGGACAUCCCUUCCCACGGGCAGAUUUGGUGAGAGCAGGGAAAACUGGGUGAUGUAAACGCACUGAAACGGAUACACGGUCGCCCCAGCGGGACCUGCGCCUCAUUGGCUAUCAUCCUUUCUGGGGGAAGAACCGGUCUGAACCAGAUCCACCGGGGCUCCUCCACACUGAUUGGCCAUCCGCUGGGGCUCCUCCACACUGAUUGGCCAUCCACUGGGGCUCCUGCACACUGAUUGGCUGCAGUGGUGAGGAUUGGACAUCUGCUGCGGUCUGUGUGGCGAUGCUGUGCGGCCGCUAUCACAGGUUGCUGUUGCUGUAACUCGGUGUUUUCUGUUGAGUAGCGUCCAGAAUAAAUUUAGGUCACACCGGUUACACCAUACACUGUAAAUUAUCGUUGUUGUAAUUCUGACCAAUGGCUUUACAAGAGGUGUGUGGCUUUCGGGACAGCCCUGUCUACCCCAGGUGGAACACCCCUGCCUCUCUCUCCAUGGCAACAAGUGACAACAUUCUGCACUCCACCGUGUGGGAAGCGUUGGAGGGGCCGAGCACUGCGAGGGGGAGGGACGGCGAGGGUCCGCUGAGCUUGUACAUACCUGACCCGGAGCACCUUUCCCAGAAUCCCUUGCAGGCCGUCGCCCCGCCUUUCGAGCUGUGCCACGGCACCACCACGCUGGCGUUCGCGUUCCAGGGCGGGGUGAUCGCGGCGGGCGACACCCGGGCGAGCUGCAGGGGGCUGGUCUGCUCCCCGGACUCCCUGAAGGUCCUGCCGGUGCACCGGCGCCUGCUGAUGACCACAUCCGGGAGCGCCGCCGACUGCAUCCUGUGGAAGUGCAUCCUGUCCCGCGAGCUCCGCCUCUACCAGCUCCGGCACCGCCGCCAGCUGUCCGUAGGGGGCGCCGCCAAGCUGCUCUCGCACAUGCUGCACCCCUUCAAGGGCACGAACGUGUGCGUGGCCGCCAUGCUGUGCGGAUGGGAGGGAGAGGAGAACCGACCUGAGGGGGAGGGGUGGGAAACAGACAUAGUAAAGGACGAUCCAUUCAGCACCAGCAGCCGUUCAGAGGUGCCCGCCGAGGGGGCCGGGGGGGCCGGGGUGGGGGAGACAGAGGGAGAAACCGGGGCUCCAGGGGCCGAGGGGGAGGGGGAAACUGUCCUGGAGGGGCCGGGCUGUGCAGUCAGGAGCCCAGGGCCCUCGGGCCCCGCGGGGCCCCGGCUGUACUACGUGUGCAGCGACGGCACCCGCCUGCAGGGGGAGCUGUUCUCGGUGGGCUCCGGCUCGCCCUACGCGUACUCGGUGCUGGACGGCGGGGUGCGCUGGGGGAUGGGCGUGGCCGAGGCCUGCCGGCUGGCCCGCGAAGCGGUUUACCGAGCCGCCCACCGCGACGCCUACUCCGGCAACUGCGUGGACCUGUACCACGUCACCGCCACCGGGUGGCGCCGCAGAGACAGGGAGGACCUGAAGGAGGAGUACUACAGAGAGAGGGAGGGAGAGAGGGAGAAGGUGGAGGAGAGGAGGAGGGAGAGAGAGAGGGAGGGGAGGAGGCAGGAGGAGGAGUAG
Anguilla rostrata (American eel) is the source of this 1849-nucleotide messenger RNA. It is a transcript of the gene psmb11a, whose product is annotated as proteasome 20S subunit beta 11a. Bases 707 to 1849 code for a protein of 380 amino acids. Gene Ontology annotation, cellular component: proteasome core complex. The transcript is spliced from 2 exons. The record is from RefSeq and is a predicted model, not a curated record. NCBI's taxonomy places the organism in Eukaryota, Metazoa, Chordata, Actinopteri, Anguilliformes, Anguillidae.